AUGUUCCCUCUUCAUCUUAGCGACCUGCCAUUACCGCCUACGUACUACAGCGCACUUCAAAGGGCGGGCUACGAGCUAGAGACGGAAUUGCUCUUGACUCCCUUGUCCCAGGUGCAGUCAAAGCUGAAGCACGCCAGCAGCGGAGGUCGUCGAUCCACCGCUGGCGCUCGCGUAGGAUCGAGCUCGAGCUCGGGCAAGCCCUUGUCAGCAAGGCAAAUCGAGAGCAUCGUGAAUGAAGCAGCCCACCACCUCGCCCCAAAAUCAAGGACUUGUGCUGCGGUGCUGCGCUCAGAAGGGCACGAAUGGGAGCACGCAAAUCGAGCUGGGGAAAGUGAACAAGCAAGUUCCGAGGUUGGGACACAAGAGCAGAGCAGGAGCACCGCAGCUAGGCGAGGACUUGAGGGCGACCGCCUGAGCGUGGGAGACGACACGCUGGACGACCUGCUCGGGGGUGGCGUUCGCUGCGGUAUGCUCACCGAAGUGGUGGGCGAAAGGUGAGCAUCUCGUUGGUCCCUUGUAUGCAGCGCAUGAUCCUCGCAAUGCAACCAUGUAAGCGUUGCUGAUCGCUUGUAUGCGCUCCUCAGCUCCUCUGGGAAGACACAGCUGUUGUUGCAGCUUGCUGCGGCCACUGCAUUGGGUCCCCCUGACGAGUCUGGCGAGGCAGACCCUUGGGCCUUGUCGGGCGGAGUUGCGAUCAUGACGCCGAACGGACGAGCUGGGGCGUACGCCAUCGUAAAACGAUUAUCAGAAAUAGGAGACGCUCUGGUGCGACGGAGCCUUCGACGACGUGCAUAUCGCGCCACAAAACGCCGCCGAUAUGACAGUCUGGAUUCGCCUGGCGACUCUCGUGGGUCCAUUUCGAGUAGCAAGGCUCCUGAGACGUCGCAAACACCCGUCGAGCCAACCGACGCGAUGCUUCAGUCAGCUCGACAAAGAAUUCUGGAAAAUGUUCACAUCGCAUGCAUUGGUGACGUUGAUGCUCUCUCGCACGCAGUCCAAUUCACAUUGCCUGGCCUGAUUGAGCGGCUCUCCAAAAGCCCGCCAAAUUCACGAAGGCCUCGACACUUACAAGCACCUCUUAAGCUGAUAAUUAUCGACGACCUUCCAAUUCUCCUCAGCGGCAAUGAUGCUCUGUCCGCCUCAGCAGCCUCUGCAUCGAAAGGCAUGCGCGACAUCGUGACGCGUGCGCGAACUCUGAUAGAGCUCACAGAUCAGUUGAAAAGAGUUGCUCUCCUCGGCACACGAACGCCAUCAUUCCCUCAACGAGCGUUAACGUCGGAUUUCCAUAUUUUUGCACCAGCUGCAGGCAUCGCUGUGGUCGUCUCGAACCACGUCAUGGACGCAUUCGAAAAGGAGCGGGAAAUUGCUUUGAGGUACGUGCAAGCAUGCAUCCAAAACGAAUGCCGGCUGCCGAAUCGUUUCGACAGUUCCAGCGCCUGCGUAGCCCACGAAGCAUCGCAAGCCGGUGAAUCAGGUGGGCUUGUGAGUGUCGCACUUCCUCCUACUGUCUAUGGCAUACAGUCUGCACCUUACUCGGGUCUUCUGGCUACAUCUGGCCGGUUGA
This is a messenger RNA of Ceraceosorus bombacis, 1564 nucleotides long. Lineage: Eukaryota; Fungi; Basidiomycota; Exobasidiomycetes; Ceraceosorales; Ceraceosoraceae. The record is from the annotation of a GenBank genome assembly.